This is a messenger RNA of Brassica napus (rape), 4453 nucleotides long. Its product is annotated as glutathione S-transferase T3-like. NCBI's taxonomy places the organism in Eukaryota, Viridiplantae, Streptophyta, Magnoliopsida, Brassicales, Brassicaceae. The record is from RefSeq and is a predicted model, not a curated record. The transcript has 2 exons. Bases 3092 to 4369 code for a protein of 425 amino acids.
GCUUUUAGAUUAAAAAAAUAAUAAAAGCCGACGUUACGCUGAGGUUGAAUCCUUAACGAAGGAUUUAUUUGCGGUUGAUCCUUGAUGCGCUGUCAGCGUGUGAUUGGAGCGUCGAAGGAAUGUGUUUGGUGAGAGGAAAAAAACGCGUUCAUUUCUCGAGUGUAGCCGAAAAAAAAAACCUUUCCUCCUCUCCCGGCGAUAACAAAGGCGACACUGCGAUCCGGUUUGUUCAAGGUAAAUCGCACCAUUUUAAGUGUAUUUUUUUGCAUUUGAAGUUACUGCAUGUCAAUUUAGCCGUGUUUAUGGGUUCGAUUGUUGGGAUCUAUUAGAGUUUUGGUUUAAAAUCGAUUUGGGGAUAAAAUUCAAAUUAGGGUUUUCGUGUCUAUGUUUUUUUUGUACAUUCGAUUCUUUGUUAAUCGAAUCGUUUGUGGGGAUCAAAUAGAUUUGGGGUUUAAAUUCGAAUUGGGAUUAAUAUCGAAUAAGGGUUUUCGUCUGUGAAUUUUUUGUCUUACAAAAUUCAUUUCGGGUUAAAAUACGAAUAGAUUUGAGGUUUGUUUAUGGAUUCGAUUCUGGGGAUGAAAUAGAUUUAGGGUUAAAAUACGAAUUAGGGUUUUCGUCUGUUCUUAUUAGUUUCUUGGUUGUUUACCCAGAGGUUUAGUAGGGAUUUUGAUCCGCUUAAACGUUAUUGGUCUUAUAGGUUCUGAAAUGGAGGACGAAUUGAGGGAUAUGAAAGCACACAAAGCAUACUACAACAUGCUUCAUUUCGUUGCAGAUGCGCAACAGGGGAUUCCCCAGCUGUGCCCCUGUGGAUCUAUCACGAAGGAGGUAGUCGAUGAAGAGGAUACAUAUGACUACCUCCCCGGCAAAAGAUAUUUCAUAUGCAAAGAUUACGAGGUUUGCAUUCUUCUGUCCAUAUUUAUCGAGCUCGUCCUUCCAUAUUUAUUUGUUGUUGGAUAAAUUGUUUUCUGUUUUCGCAGAAUGACGGGUUGCAUUUCAGACAACCAUGGGUUAUGGGGAUGCAACAAGAGGUUGAGAGACUGAAAGUACGUUUUCACGAGCAGGAGAAGCUUCUGCGAGAGUGCGAAUCACUUAAGGGGCAGGUGCGGAUGCUGCUUAAGCGGGUGGCUGAACUCGAAAAAAGAAACUUACCGGUUUCAAACUCAGGUUAGUGUUUGAACUUACCAGUUAAAAUUCAAAUGGAAAUUAGUUUGUAGUUAGAAAAGAAACUAGGAUUGUGUAACCGUGUAACUUUAGUAGUUGAGAAUAGUUGAAAACAAGCUAGAAUAGUUAAUGUUUCUGAGCAAAUAACUUGCAAGUUUGUAGAUAGGAAACAACUAGGAUUAUUAAUGCACACCAAACCCAUUUAAUUAUGCGUAACUGCAUUGUUUCCUUUAAGCCUAAAACCCAUUUAAUUGUGGUGAGCUGUUCUGAUAGGACUGUUUUCUACUAGGAUUCAAUAGAGUCAUUAUUUAAUCACCUGUGUUUCUACUAGAGAAACACAGUUUUCUUCCUAAAUGGCGAGAUCCGGUGGUUAUGUAAACCUCGUAAUGAGUCAAGGGCCAGUUAAUCUGGACCCCUGCGACCCUCCUCUCUUUACCGGCCAAAGUUCUGGUGUGUCUAGUGUCAAAGAGAGAAGAAAAUGGACAGUGAAAGAUGAUUUAAUCCUCAUCGGUGCGUGGCUCAACACCAGCAAAGACCCCAUUGUGAGUAAUGAACAAAAGGUAGGUGCCUUCUGGAACAGGAUUGUAGAGUACUACAACUCCAGUCCUCAACUGGUUGGGACCGCCCCACGAGAACUUGGGCCAUGCAAGCAAAGAUGGGCUAGGAUCAACGAGGGAGUUUGCAAGUUUGCUGGUUGUUACGACAUGGCACUGAGGGAGCAGAGAAGCGGGCAAAAUGAGAACGAUGUGAUGAAGUCUGCGUUGGAUAUAUUUGCCAAUGACCAGGGAUCGAAGUUCAACUUCGAACAUGCGUGGAGGGAACUUCGGCAUGAUGUGAAGUGGUGCUCAACAUAUCUGGAGAAGGACAAACGCAAACCAGCGGAUUCCCAACCCGACGGUGAAGGGGCAGUGCCUGAGCCAGAGCCAGAAGAGCGACCAAUAGGGGUUAAGGCUGCAAAGGCUGGUAGCAAGAGGAAGAAAACUGGAAAAGAGGAGGAGUUGGCGAAGCUGGAAAAUUUGAUGGAGUUAAAAAAGAAAAUAUCCCAGCAGAGUUUGCUUGAGAGUUUGCUUACAAAGCCCGAUCCUCUCUCUGAGAUGGAAUCAGCUCUGAAAAACAAACUUCUGUCUGAAUUGCUGUAGGGUUUGUUUAGCUCUAACCUAAGUUUCAGCUGUUUCCAUUAGACUAGUUAAAACAAAAACUUGUCUUCUGUUUCCAUUAGAGUUUGCUUGAGAGUUUGCUUACACACGUGAAUUUCUUCUGUUUCAGGUGAAGUACAAGACGAUGUCACGGGUUGAAGACAAAAGCUGGUAUCAAGUCACGGGUUUGUAUGCUCUGUUUGUAUUUUCAUGUCACUAGACCAUGUCACGGGUUGUUUGUAUGUUGCCUUUAUAAAUCUGCUUGUAGACUCAAAUGUUAUGCUAUUUCCUUUGCUCUUCUGCUUCCUUUGUACUCUCUAAAAACGGAUGUAAUGGUGAUUUAGUGGAAUCUAUUUCCUUUGCUCUUAUGCUAUCUCGUUUGCAAUUGUUUCAACAACAACGAUCCCAGCUUUAAAGAAGAAACCUUCCCACCUUCAUCUUCAUCACCGAUAGGUAUGAGUUAAUUGUAGUAGUUUAGUUCAAAUUAGUUAGGUAAUUAUAUGAACCAUCAAUUGUUUAAUAUAAUGCUGUUUUAAAAAAAAAUUAAGUUAGGAUUAUUUCAUUUAUAUAUGUCGACAAACGUGACAUCAAUUGUUUAAUAUGAACCAUCAAUUGUUUAAUAUAAUGCUGUUUUAAAAAAAAAUGAAGUUAGGAUGUCGACAAGAUUGUUUAAUAUAAUGCUGUUUUUCAAAAUAAGUUCUGAUUAUGUCGACAAGAUCACAACAAUAUAUAUACCCAGAAAAAAUUAUAAAAACGUUUAUUUGUUAUAAUGUUUGAAGGAAGGAUAGCCUAAUAUGGCAGAUGAAACCGACCGAAGACUCGAUGCGGCUGUCAAUGAGGCUUUUGAUGAAUAUUUUGAAGAAACAUACAACAGUAUUCUGGAGAAUCGAACUACAAAAAAAAAGAAACGUGCGUACGUCGAAAGAAACCGAGAAGCGGGCCACAGCCGUCUAUGGAAUGACUAUUUUAGUGAAGCUCCGACAUUUCCGCCUCAUUUAUUCAGACGCCGUUUCCGCAUGAGCAAGGAAGUAUUCAUGCGGAUUGUCGACACCCUCUCAGCAAAUGCUCCAUUUUUUCAACAAAGAAGAGAUGCAGUCGGAAGGUUAGGUCUAUCAACAUUACAAAAGUGUACUGCAGCUAUCCGUAUGCUUGCGUACGGCUCUGCGGCUGACGCCGUCGACGAAUAUCUCCGACUAGGUGAAAGCACAUCACUUUCAUGUUUAACAAAUUUCACAGAAUGUAUAAUACAACUAUUUGGAAAUGAGUAUCUACGAAGACCCACUCCAGAGGAUCUUCAGCGACUACUCGAUAUUGGAGAGAUACGCGGCUUUCCGGGGAUGAUAGGAAGCAUCGAUUGUAUGCAUUGGGAAUGGAAGAAUUGCCCAACAGCUUGGAAAGGACAGUACACACGUGGAUCGGGAAAGCCGACAAUUGUCUUGGAGGCUGUAGCUUCACAAGAUCUUUGGAUAUGGCACGCCUUUUUUGGUCCUCCAGGUACAUUAAACGAUAUUAACGUCCUUGAUCGGUCACCUGUUUUUGAUGACAUUUACCAAGGCCGCGCUCCAAGGGUAACAUACAUGGUCAACGGACACCAGUAUGAUUUGGCUUACUACCUCACUGACGGUAUAUAUCCAAAAUGGUCAACAUUUAUCCAGUCCAUCACACUCCCUCAAGGUCCUAAAGCAGCGUUAUUUGCUAAAGUUCAAGAAGCUACCCGGAAAGAUGUGGAACGUGCUUUUGGUGUAUUGCAAGCUCGAUUUGCGAUAGUGAAAAACCCAGCUCUAUCAUUGGACAAGGAAAAAAUAGGGAAUAUUAUGAGAGCGUGUAUCAUACUACACAAUAUGAUCGUCGAAAACGAAAGAGGUGGUUACACUCAGUACGAUACAUCGGAAUUUGAAGAAGGAGAGUCGAGCAGAAGUUCACAUGUAGAGCAUACUAACAACAUGCCUUCACAUUUCGGUAAUAUGCUUGGUCUACGGAAUCAUGUUCGAGAUAGGCGUACACACGAAGCAUUGAAAAAUGAUUUAAUCGAAAAUAUUUGGAACAAGUUUGGUAAUGAUGAAGAUGUUUAAUUAUUGUAUGUUUGCUUUUAAUCAUUGAAUAAAAAAAAUUAAAUUUUUUAAAAAAAUUAAUAAUUUUUAAUUCCUAAGGACUCC